Messenger RNA from Nelumbo nucifera (sacred lotus), 1496 nucleotides. RefSeq names its product protein ECERIFERUM 26-like. NCBI's taxonomy places the organism in Eukaryota, Viridiplantae, Streptophyta, Magnoliopsida, Proteales, Nelumbonaceae. The record is from RefSeq and is a predicted model, not a curated record. Gene Ontology annotation, molecular function: acyltransferase activity, transferring groups other than amino-acyl groups.
CUCUGUCUCUCUCUGUCUACCAUGGUUUCACCGGACGUCGUCGAAAGCCUCAUCUCUGGCGUGAGAUUGUCGUCGGUUGGACCGGCGGCAGUAACCCCACCUGACCUGAUAUAUGAACCCAGUAACAUGGACUUGGCCAUGAAGCUUCACUACCUAAGAGGGGUUUAUUUCUUCAGUAGCAGCUCGGUGGAGGGGUUCACCAUCCCCAAGAUCAAGGAGACCAUGUUUCAGUGGCUGGAGCUUUACUACCACGCCUCAGGAAGGUUCAGGAGAUCAGAGUCAGGGCGGCCAUUCAUCAAAUGCAACGACUGUGGUGUCAGAUUCAUCGAGGCCAAGUGCAGCCAGACUCUUGAUGAGUGGUUGGAAAUCAAGGAUUUCUCUACCCACUGCCGUUUUGUCUCCAAUCAAGUCAUCGGUCCUGAGUUACCUUUCUCUCCAUUGGUUCUAUUGCAGAUUACAUGGUUCAAAUGUGGAGGAAUGGCAGUUGGGGUCAGUUGGGCCCAUGUCCUCGGGGAUGCAUUCUCAGCUUCAAAUUUCAUCAAUAUGUGGGGCCAAGUCCUGGCGGGUAACAAGCCCGAGCUUCCACCCUAUGUAUCCAGAUUAGAAAAAUCCGAAAAGCCACCAUCACUUGCCCAAGAGCCACUUUCAGUGAAACGGGUCGACCCGGUCGGAGACAAUUGGGUAGUUCCUGGAAACUGCAAAAUGGAGAUGCUAUCUUUCCGCCUAGCUGCCACACAGUUAGAUGGUUUACAGUCAAGGGUGUCGGGUCAAAAGCAGAAGAAUGAUCAAGCUCCACUGUUUGAAUGCAUCUGUGCUGUAAUCUGGCAAUCUUUAGCGAAGAUUAGAGAAGGACCCGAACCCAGAAUUGUGACCAUUUGCAGAAAGGAGCCUCAUAAUAGAGGGCGCCUGACUCUGAGCAAUAACCAGAUGAUAAGCGUGGCCAAGGCUGAUUUCUCUGUUGUGGAAGCCAAGCCCAAGGACUUGGUGGAAUUGAUUGCAAAACCAUCUGUCAAUGAGAACACCCAGAUUGAAAAAUUGGUGAAGAAAGAUCAAGGGCUGAUGGAUUUUGUGUUCUAUGGCGCCAACCUGACGUUUGUGGAUCUGGGAGGGAGUGAUCUUUACGGGUUGGAGUUGAAUAAAACAAAACCCGUUUUUGUGAAUUAUACUGUGGAUGGAGUGGGAGACGAAGGGGUCAUUUUUGUGCUUCCAGAGGCAAAAGUUGCCGGAGAAGAUGGUCGCGGAGGCCAGACUGUGACGUUGAUUUUGCCGGAGAAUCAGCUCAUGAAGCUGAAGGAUGAGCUCAAAAGAGAAUGGUCCAUUAAAUGAUAAAGAUGGAAGAAUUGCUUGUAUUAGGAACUAGACUUUCAGAUCCUUGUUUGCUUAUGUAUGUCUGCUUAUAUAUGUUGAUCUUUUAGGCAUAAUUUGCUAAAUGGUCCACUGCUUUUGAAGCUUAACAUUUUAAAAUGAAGUGCCCAACAUGAUGUCUUAAUGUGUUA